Messenger RNA from Sorghum bicolor (sorghum), 1741 nucleotides. RefSeq lists its product as uncharacterized. NCBI's taxonomy places the organism in Eukaryota, Viridiplantae, Streptophyta, Magnoliopsida, Poales, Poaceae. The transcript is spliced from 3 exons. Bases 79 to 1359 code for a protein of 426 amino acids. The record is from RefSeq and is a predicted model, not a curated record.
CAGAAAACCACCCCAUCGUCCUCCCACGCCACCACCAAUCCCCCUUUCGCAAGCGGGCACAACACCGGCACCUCGGGGAUGCCGCUCCGCCGCCUCGUUGUUCUCUCCGCCGCCGUCUCCGGCCACCUCCGCCGCGGCCUCUCCACGGCCUCCUCGCCGUCGCGGCCUCCGUGGGCGAUGAUCCGCGGCCCCAUGGUUGUCAACUCGCCGGAGCCGCGCGCGUUACUCCACCUCCCCGCACCGCCGUGCAUCUCCCAAAUCCUCGUCCCCGCCCACCUCGUCGACGCCCCGCCCCGCCCCGACCGCGACAGCGACACCGUGCCCGUGCGCGAGGUCUUCGGCGGCCUCGUUAGCGCCGUGAGCGCCGACGGCCUCCUGCUCCUCGAAUUCAUGGAUCUCCGUCUCCGCGAGGCUGCUCCCGUCUUCAAGCACGGCUACGAUCAGGCACGCGCAGUGGACGGCGUCCAGAUUGCCGACCUCACCCGCUUCGUCCUGAACCCGCUCAGCGGCCAGAUGUUCCGCCUCCCUGACAUCGAUGGCACGAAGAAGACCGUCUCCUGCGUGGACAUCGGCAUCCUCACCCAAUCCGAACGCCCGGACCAGCCGCCUGACAGGUACGCUGUCGCCGUGCUCAACGACUACAACGAUGGGGGGCAGCAGAGGUUCGUCAUGCGGCGGUUUCUCUCGCAAACUGGAAAGUGGGACGAGCUGGUGGCUUUGCCGUCCCCGUCCCCGCACCCGAUGGGCCGCUGGAUGGAGGUGGUGGCCUUCGCCGGCCGACUGUGGUGGGUUGACAUCAGCUGCGGCGUCAUCUCGGCCGACCCGUUCAGCGACCGGCCGGACCUGCAUUUCGUCGAGCUGCCGAGGGGCCGCGUGACGGAGCCCGUGGAGCACCUGGACGGUUUCUGUCGCGUGGGGGUCACUCAGGGGAGGCUCCGUUACGCAGAGGUGUCCCGGGAGGAGCCUUUCCUUGUUAGUUCGUUUACCCUUGACGACAGCGGCAGUGGCUGGACGACGGAGCACCAGGUGGCGUUCAGCCGGCUCUGGCCUGGAGAAUGUCACCCGUAUCAGGGCUCCCCACGGAUUGGCGUUUUUGAUCCACUGAACGCUAGCGUCUUGCAUCUCACAAUCGAUAACACUGUUUUGGCUGUAGACAUGGUUAAGAAGAAGCUGCUUAGGUGCUCGAUGAUAAGUGGUAAUGUCCGAAGAAGGUCCUCUUUCCUAAAAGCAUGUGUGCUCCCACCAUGGCUUGGAUCAAGUCAGAUCCCUUCUGCAGGAACUCUUUUGAGCAAGGACAGUGCAAGAAGCAAGACUUUAUCUGAAUUUUUGGUUGGUGUAGACAAGGGCAAGAAGAAGUGAGAUACAGCAGUAAACAUGACUCUUGGUUCUAUAGAAAUCAACUAAAAGUUGUUUUAACUGAUUGGAAGCUGAUGGGUGGCAGCUUGCAGACCCUCAAUUUUGGGGAAUCCUGGAGAAGUUUGGGUUUAUUGGCCAUUGCAGUUUUAGGUAUGGUAUGAGAGAUAUUUUUGUUUUUAAUGGGAAGACCCCUCAUCUUUAAUGGGAAGAAUAUUGAGAACAUUGCAGUAGAAUGACUCAGUUCGGUUGUAUGUAACAGCCAUCACGUAAGAUGAUACAUGCUCUGUUUAUUGCAAGAGCAAGAUCUAUGAGCGCUUAUGUGACAGGACGUAUGGCGAAUUGGUGAUGCCUCUGCUUGGUUUAUAUGUCUGCCGUUUCUGCCGCU